AUGGAAAGAUUUUAUCCAAAUUUCUAUUCUUAUACGAAAUCUCACUACGAACCAUUGCUUUCGAGUCUAUUAACAAGAUCUGAACCAGAGCGUAGUGCUAAACUGCACAUUGACUGUAAGGAUAAUGAUGCCAGUGAGGAGAAACAAAAUAGCUCGUGUAGUGAAAGACAAAAUACGAACAUGAAUGAAGUCACUGAGCAACAGAAUUCUUCGGCAUCACCCAAUAUGCUUCGGCAACGAAUACAAAGUGUGGAUAGAACAAAAAUGUCACGUAAUCAACUAGCGAAAUGGACGACAACAGAUUCGCAAAGAUGGGCUCGCGAAAAUUCAGACCCUCCAGGCCGUGAAAAGUCUACUGAAGAAGAAGAUCUAACUGGUUCAGUCUUCACCGGAUCUGUACAGUCAUUUAUAUUGCCAUUUACUAGAAUUAAUGAAUACUUAACACCGGGAAUUAACGCUAAAUAUCACAACCACUCUAGAACUUUCGAAAGUGGAAUCAACUAUCUGAGCUUAGUUUCCCGUAAUGAUGUUCGAUGUAACAUCAUUCCAAACUGUCAGCAUUUUCCUGAUCUAAUGUCAACAUCUUUAACAAAGACAAAUUCACCAAUAAAGCAUAAGUCAAGAUCACUGCGUAACCAUUCACGUGAAAAAACACUACCAUGUUCAAAUCAAGACGAUAAAACACUCAUGACGUUAGAUUCUAAUAAUGUGUUCAUCAAUCUAAAUGAGUCCAAAUUACAGAUUGCGACAAAUCAGAAGAGCGUACCCCGUUCUAGAAGAUUACCGUCACCAUGUGUUCGUAUGAAAACACUAGAAACGGAUACAAAUUAUAAUGUAUCUCUCGAAACAGGUCAGAACACAAGCUCCUCAAACUAUGAUCUUCGACCGAAGCGAUUAAUAGAAACAGAACGCAUGGUUAGACAAGAAUUAGCGUCUGCAAAACAGAAAUCAGCAACUUUCAAUAGUAACAAUGGCAUAGACAGAGAAGAUCGGAAAUCAGCGAUGCAGAAUUCACCAAUACCUCUAAAAAAGUCGAGUUCUAGUGAGAGAAGACAAAUAAUUUCUCCAGAUACAAAUACACCUGUGAAUGUUUCAGAAGAAAGAAAUUCAUUUGAAAUGAGUGAUAGUGAGACCGACUUAUCUAGAGGAUUGGAAAGAACUCGAGUCCUAAGGAAUGGUGAUGAUUUAAUCAGAACUGAUGGAGAUUCGAAGAACUCUGAGAUACAAGAGCUUCAAGGCAUUAUAAAUCAUAUACGUGAGGAAGAUAGGGACAACAAGUCUUUAGCCAACUCUCCGAACAGUUUUAAACCAAGUCCAAGAAGAUCGAUGUCUUGUCGUACACUUCCUGAUGCUAUGUACCAAGACAAUCAAGAUGCUGUAAGCUUGAGUAGCGUUGCAAGUGACACAAGUGCCGGCAGUCAAACUAUCUCCGUAGACUCAAAGAAACAUGACAACUACUCCCAUUCUGUUGGGAAUAACACCUCAACGUUGGAAAAACAUGGAGUCUAUACUAAACAUUCCAGAUGGUUGGGCAAAUCCAUAGCUAAAGCGUUCAGAAGACGCACAAGGUCUACUACACAAUCAAUCAAUUCACUGGGUACAAUAAAUGACACUACGAUUACGAAUAUGGAGCCUAACCAAAUCAUCAGUCAGAAAUCGAACGAUGAAAAUCAGUUGGAUCGACUUUAUCUGACAAUCAGUCGAUUGCAGUGUAGGAUAGAUCUCCUUGAAAAAAGAAACAAAAAACUACAGGAAACCGUAUCGAAAUAUAAUCCUGAUGAUGAACUUCUAUGCAAUGAAUUUCGUUUGGAAAGAACCAACAGAAAAGUGUUUUUAUCAGUAUUGGAUGAUGAUGAUGAUAAUAAUAAACGCUUUUGGUUAGUCCUAAUGUGUUACAUCAGUUACUUGGAUCCUAGUGAACAUCUGCAACUUAAUUCACUGGAACUAAGGGCGUAUCAGCUAAAUUCAAUUUACAAAUAUCCAGAUAUAAAGAAAACAGAGAGCAUUGUGCGACGUUUCUCACGAAUACUACCACUACCAUCGCCACAACCGUUAUUUACAACAAAUCAGAAUCAUUCCCAACUGCCUGUUGCAGCUACGCUGGAAACUAGCUGUCAUAUAAACAGACAAAUUUAUUCACAGUUCCCUGUUAUGUGGUUGAAUGAAAUUACUAAAGGGUAUGAUUUGGAGCUAUUCACCUUAUCUAUAGAAAUAGAUUUACAAGGUCGUACUAUGAACUCAACAUUGAAAAGAAAGAAUAAAAAGGUACACCAAAAUGUUACUGAGAAAAUUGACAUGCUGAACUAUGGAUGUUAUACAAGUCUAGUACCAUAUAAUACACUGAAGUCCUACUUAUCUGUCAUCGAAGCAAAUAAUUUCAUUAUAAUCUGUGGACUGACUGGAACCGGGAAAUCGCAUCUGGUGAAUAAUCUGGCCAAAAUUUUAUCACAUGAUUCGUGUUAUUCAAAGGCAAUAUACAACUUCCGGUUUACAAAUAACAAAAGUCCAACUGUAAAAGAAAUGAAAAAGAUACUCAGAAAACAGUUAUCAUCCUUUUCGAAAUGUGGUUUCCCCAAAGUGAUAAACUUAUUUGAUAUGCAUCUCUUCCGAGGAUCUGUUAUGGAUAUUUUUAAUGUUUUUAAUACCUCAUCAAAAAGGUACUUCAACAAAGCUGAUUUCCAUGUAGCUUACUCUUGUGAAGAUAAAGAAAAUAAUUCUAAUAGCAUAUUGUCUACCGCCAAUCCAAUACACCUCACGGAAUCCAGUGAAAAUCUUAGUACUUGCAAAUUUUCAAGAAGCCUACCCAGUCUUUUUACUGGGAUUCCUAGUGAAAAACCAAUUGACACUGAAAGUGAUCCUGACCAAAUGCUGUCUUCUUUUUCAAAAUUCAGGCCAAAUACGUUAUUGGAUGAUACGACAUUGCAUCGAGAGUAUUUUUCUGAUGUCGAAAAUGAGUAUGCUGCAUUAUACAUAUCGCUGCCUGAGAAUCUUGCUCAGCACGAAAAUAAGGAAUUACUUAGUCAUAACAAUGAUCAACAGAAAGUGGUGACAAAGAUUUAUAUUCCUCUUUCUAACCUCAAUGUGAAUAUUGGGCCCCUAAGUCAACUAAAACUACCUUAUCCAACUGCUUCUAUCAGCGCUAAUGUGGGUUCACUACAUGAUAUGGCUGCCCAGUCUUGUACACCAAGUUUCGGCAUACAGAGAAAAGGAGACUAUAAUUCAAGUCUUCAUCAAAAUCAUUAUAUGAAUAGAAGAAAUUUAUUAACGAUACAGGAAUCAAGUGUUGCCUUCCCUUCAUGUGUACAAAGCAAUAAGGCAUCCGUUAGCAAACUACUUCACUUCAGUACACGUCUGACAUAUGAUGAUGAACUUAUUAGCAAUAGAUUCAUGUUUACGAAUCGGCUUAAUGAUUUGACUAGGUAA
Trichobilharzia szidati is the source of this 3423-nucleotide messenger RNA. NCBI's taxonomy places the organism in Eukaryota, Metazoa, Platyhelminthes, Trematoda, Strigeidida, Schistosomatidae. The record is from the annotation of a GenBank genome assembly.